Molecule: messenger RNA, 2690 nt
Organism: Doryrhamphus excisus (bluestripe pipefish)
Lineage: Eukaryota; Metazoa; Chordata; Actinopteri; Syngnathiformes; Syngnathidae
Gene: slc35f4
Product: solute carrier family 35 member F4
Cellular component (GO): membrane
Source: RefSeq, a predicted model, not a curated record
UUCAGGAGCGUCAGUGGAAAAAAAUGUUAACGUGCUUCCAGCUGUUCUAAUUGUUGAUUCUUGGUGUGUUUUUUUUUAUCUCUUCGUCCCUGCUCUUUUCCACACCGAAUCAUGACCAGUACGGAGAGUAUUGUGGAGCAUCCUUGCGCCGGGUCGGAGCCCCUGAAAGACAAGAACACACACUUGCCGGGCAAAACGACGCCGAGUGGGGGCUCCGGUUGCGGCGUCUUCGUGGACAGCGGCGGCCCCAAAGUGACAGUCAACGGGGUGCACGACAUCGAGGACCGCAUCCUGAGGAUCACCGGCUACUACGGCUACAACCCGGGGUACUCUAGUCACAGGAGAGAGGAUGGUUUGGAGUCUCACGCUGAGACGCCAGGCAGUGAGACAAGUGGAGAAAGCCGGUCGUACCAAACAUGCACCAGCACAGUGCUGAAGGUGCUAGCUGGUCUGCUGAUGGUGCUGUGUGUCUCUUCCUCCUGGGUGGGUACCACUCAGGUGGUCAAGCUGACCUUCCAGUCAUUCUCCUGUCCUUUCUUCAUCUCCUGGUUCAGCAGCAACUGGAAUAUUCUCUUCUUUCCUAUCUACUACUUUGGACAUGUGCUGAUGACAAGGGAGAAGCAAACACCCAUUCAAAAAUUCAGAGAGUGCAGUAAGCUGUUUGGCGAAGAGGGCAUGACUCUGAAGCUUUUUGUCAAGAGGACCGCACCUUUUUCCAUCCUGUGGACGUUGACAAACUACUUGUACCUUUUGGCCUUGAAAAAGCUGACCGCCACUGAUGUCUCCGCCCUUUACUGCUGCCACAAGGCCUUUGUCUUUCUUUUGUCCUGGAUUGUCCUCAAGGACCGCUUCAUGGGUGUGCGGAUUGUGGCUGCCAUCAUGGCCAUCACAGGUAUCGUCAUGAUGGCGUAUGCUGAUGGUUUCCAUGGUGAUUCCUUUGUUGGCGUGGCAUUAGCUGUGGGCUCGGCUUCAACAUCAGCUCUGUAUAAAGUGCUGUUCAAGAUGUUUCUGGGCAGUGCCAAUCUCGGCGAGGUGGCUCAUUUUCUUUCCACCAUGGGCUUCUUCAACCUCAUCUUCAUCUCCUGUGUGCCCCUCAUCCUGUAUUUCACCAAAGUAGAGCAAUGGGGUUCACUGUCCUCGCUUCCCUGGGGGUACCUAUGCGGUCUAGCAGGACUGUGGCUUGUGUUCAACAUCCUGGUUCAUGUUGGUGUGGUGCUCACAUACCCUAUUCUCAUAUCCAUAGGAACGCUACUCAGUGUGCCUGGAAAUGCAGCUGUAGAUGUUCUCAAGCAUGAGGUGAUCUUCAGCGUGGUGCGUCUGGCUGCCACUUGCGUCAUUUGCCUGGGCUUCCUGCUCUUGCUGCUUCCAGAGGAGUGGGACUCGGUUACAUUGCGAUUCCUGGCCAACAUCGCCGAUAAGAAGUCGGAAGAGCACGGCGAGGAACUCACGGAUUCCAGCGUGCACACGAGAAGUCGCAGUCGAGCCAAUGGUGCCGUUUCCCUUCCCUUAGGAACUCCUCUGUGAGGUCUAACUCCACGAAGAGGGGCACCAAAUGGAGGAAGACAGGAUGGAUUGUAAACCACAAAUGUAUUGGGGGAUACAUCGUUGUCUCCAGCUGCACCUGGCGCACUACGAGAGGCAUAUUUAUGAGUUUUGCAAAUGAAAAUGGUGGAAAGUGUUAUUUACUUUCUUGGUAAACCUGCCACACUCAGCCCCUCGCACGCUGACUGGCCUCAGCCCUGCUCUGCUCUGUAGAAUGUAUUCUGUGAAUAUAAAUCCUGGCAGGGACAGUCUGGCUUAUAACAUACGUAUGUAUUUAACGAUGGAGUAAUACAUGUAUUUAUUUAUUUAAGUCUUGAAGAACUGCAUUACAUAUAAGAAAGAUUACAACAGUUAUUCCACUCAUAAUGUACAGCAUCUUUUGUUUCUUUUUAAUAAAAAAAAAAGAACCUUAUUUGGUGUGGUGUAGCGAGAUGUUGCAAGGCUAGAAAAGUACAUCUUUGGUGUUAGCGCCGACAAUAACAAAGUUAAUGGAGCUUGGUUAAAAAUGCAUUUAUUUUAAUUUGGAGAUUUUUUUCAAAUGGCUUUAUUAGUGGAAUAGCUGUGUCCCAUUAUGCGUCUCUAAACCCAACCCAUUCUCAGCUGCCUAUUUUUUAUAUCUUUAGAAUACAGAGAAAAGAGAAAGUGUGCGUCUCACAUAAGGAUUGCGAAUAAUGGACAAAAUUCCCCCCAAAAGUGCAGUUUUCCUUUAAGUCUGCAUUCACUGUGGGUGAGUGCAUACAAAAGAAAGUACUAAUAUUAAUCAGUAUUCAUAGAGUAUUAAUCAGCAGAGAUUAUUUCAAAUACCAGUCCAGGGUGAACCCCGCAUCUCACCCAAAGCCAGCUGGGAUAGGCUCGAGCAUACCCCUUAUCCUCACGAGGUAUGCUGGAGCUUAUCCCAGCUGUCUUCCUGCGAGAGGCAGGGUACACCCUGGACUGGUGGCCAGCCAAUCACAGGGCACAUAUAGACAAACAACCAUUCACACUCACAUUCAUACCUAUGGACAAUUUGGAGUCGCUAAUUAACCUAGCAUGUUUUUGGAAUGUGGGAGGAACCAGGAGAACAUGCAAACCCCACACGGAGACUCGAACCCAGGUCUUCCCGAUCUCCUGUCUCUGUGUCCUACAUGCUAACCACUUAGAAAAACAGC